GCAGCCCGCCUUCCUCCCGCUCCGCUCGACCCCGAAGGCGCCACCAUGAAGAGGACCACCACGACGUCCACCUCGUCCUUCCGCAGCGCCUCCGCCGGCCCCGCGCGCUCCUUCAGCAGCCGCUCCUACACGGCGGGCCCCGUCGGCGCCUCGCGAGUCAGCACCUCCUAUGCCUCCUCCAGCUACGGGGGAAGCCGCUUCGGCGGCGGCGGCGGCUUCCGAAGCAGCUCGUCCUUGGGCGGCGGCGGCGGCAUCACGGCCGUCAGCGUCAACCAGAGUCUGCUGGCGCCGCUCAACUUGGAGAUCGACCCCAACAUCCAGCAAGUGCGCACCAAGGAGAAGGAGGAGAUCAAGACCCUCAACAACAAGUUCGCCAACUUGAUUGACAAGGUUCGUUUCCUGGAGCAGCAGAAUAAGAUGCUGGACACCAAAUGGAGUCUCCUGCAAAACCAGAAAACCACCCGAAGCAACAUGGACGGCAUGUUUGAGGCCUACAUCAACAACCUGCGCCGGCAGCUGGAUGGCUUAGGGCAGGAGAGAGUGAGGCUGGAUGCUGAGUUGGGCAACAUGCAGGGCCUUGUAGAAGAAUUCAAGACUAGGUAUGAAGAGGAAAUCAACCAUCGUACUGAGAAGGAGAAUGAGUUUGUCCUUUUGAAAAAGGAUGUGGAUGAGGCCUACAUGAACAAGGUUGAGCUGGAGUCCCGUCUGGAAUGCCUGACCGACGAGAUCAACUUCCUGAGGCAGUUGUAUGAUGAGGAGCUGCGUGUAAUGCAGUCUCAGAUCAACGACACCUCUGUGGUCCUGUCUAUGGACAAUAACCGCAGCUUGGACUUGGAUGGUAUCAUUGCUGAGGUCAAAGCACAGUAUGAAGAAAUAGCUGCCAAGAGCCGGGCUGAGGCAGAGAGCAUGUACCAGAUCAAGUAUGAAGAGCUCCAGUCAGUGGCGGGCAAGCAUGGAGAUGACCUGCGCAACACCAAGAAUGAAAUCAACGAGCUCAACAGGAUCAUCAACCGGAUACAGUCAGAAAUUGAGGGUCUGAAAGGCCAGCGUGCUAAUCUAGAAGCUGCCAUCACUGAGGCUGAGGAACGUGGGGAGUUGGCCGUAAAGGAUGCCAGCAGCAAACUGUCUGAGUUGGAGGCUGCCCUGCAGAGAGCCAAGCAAGACAUGGCCCGCCAGCUGAGGGAAUACCAGGAGCUGAUGAACGUCAAGCUGGCUCUGGAUAUAGAGAUCGCCACCUAUAGGAAGCUUCUGGAAGGAGAAGAGAACAGGCUGGAGUCAGGGAUGCAGAACCUGAGCAUUCAGACCAAAACAACCGGCUAUUCAGGUGGUCUGUCCAGUGGCUUCAGUAGUUAUGGGGGUGGCUACAGCUCUUCAUACUCAAGUGGUGGAUACUCCAUGAAUUCUUCCCCACUGGAGAGCUCUGCAGUCACCAAGUCGAGGGCCAUUGUCAUCAAGAAGAUCGAGACUCGGGAUGGGAAGCUGGUGUCUGAGUCCUCAGAUGUGCUGUCCAACUGAGAUGCUGUUUGCAUCCAAAAAGAACCACCUCCAGCAGUUUAGAGUGCCUUAAAUCCAA
Messenger RNA from Podarcis raffonei (Aeolian wall lizard), 1573 nucleotides. RefSeq names its product keratin 8 (gene KRT8). The transcript is spliced from 9 exons. Lineage: Eukaryota; Metazoa; Chordata; Lepidosauria; Squamata; Lacertidae. Gene Ontology annotation, cellular component: keratin filament. Bases 46 to 1515 code for a protein of 489 amino acids. The record is from RefSeq and is a predicted model, not a curated record.